Molecule: messenger RNA, 3345 nt
Organism: Closterium sp. Naga37s-1
Lineage: Eukaryota; Viridiplantae; Streptophyta; Zygnematophyceae; Desmidiales; Closteriaceae
Source: the annotation of a GenBank genome assembly
AUGUUUCCGCAUCGCGGCAGUGCAGCACCAACCGUCCCGCCAUUCCUCUCCGCCCCCCCGCCCCACUCCCAAGCCCCCACCAUGUCCCUCGAGCCUCUCACUCUCGCGUCCCUCCUCUCCCUCCCCGUCGAAGCGGUUUCCGCGAAGCUUCGCUCCACGCCGCCCGCGCAUUUGGAGCAGCUGCGCGUCUCGCUAUGGGACAUCCUCGGCACGCCCGACCGCAAGCCGGAGUUCCUCUCCCUCCAGCGCCUGCUUAUAACGCGUACGGGCGCCGGCGCGGGCCUUACCACAGAGUCCCUCUCCCACGCGCGCUACACGCAUCUUAAGAUCCUCGUCGCGGUUCGGACCGGCAUCCAGGCGUUUCUACACCCCGAUAUCGCCAUCCCGCCGACGUCUUUAAUCGAAAUCUUCCUCCGCCGCCGCUGCCAGAACAUGGCCUGCCAGAGCCCGCUUCCCGCGGGCGGCUGCCGCUGUCGUUUCUGCACGACGGGCAACGGCGAACCGGGGGGAUCCGGCCGGGCGGGAACAGACGGGGGAGCGACAAAUACCGCCGGGAUUUCCGGUACCACCAGCGCCAACACCACCGGUGCUGUUACCAGGGGUAACUCAGGGGCAGGCACUAGCGCUGGUAUUGCUUCUAGCACGGAAAUUGGCGGGGGAUUUUGCAAUUUGUGCAUGUGUGUCGCAUGCGGGAAAUUCGAUUUCGACACCAACACGUGUCGGUGGAUCGGAUGCGAUUUUUGUCUGCAUUGGUGCCACACGGAUUGCGCGCUCCACAUGGGGUUCGUGCGCCAUGGCGCAGUGGGGGCGGGGGGAAGCGCGGGGGGCGCGGGGGGAAGAGGCGGAGGGCAGGCGGGCGGGGGGGCUGCGGAGGGCUCCGCGGACGGGGCGACGGCGGCGACGAGUGCGCAAUUCGCGUGCCCCGCGUGCGCGCGGUCGUCGGAGCUGUUUGGGUUCGUGCGCGACGUGUUCCGCCUGUGCUCCGCGCAGUGGGACGCGGAGGCCGCGCGGAGGGAGCUGGAGUGCGUGGGGGGGAUCUUCGGCGCGAGCACGGACGCGCUCGGGCGCGAGCUUGCGCGGAGGGCGGCGCUGGCGCUGAGGGAGCUGCGGGAGGGGCGCAGGGCGUGCGCGGACAUUUGUCGCGACAUGCAGCUUUUCUUCGCCAGCAGCGCCUCGUUCGUCCCUACUCCUCCCAAUCCUGCCACCCCCGCCGCUUCAGCAGCUUCUGCUCCUCACCCUCCCCCAACAAUGGCGGCGCCCUCCCCUGCUCCUCCCGUCGCCGCAUCUGCUCCCGUUGCUGCCCCUCCUGCUCCUGCUCCUCCUCCUCCUGCUGCUGCUUCUACUGCCGCUUCUCCCAUCCCUUCCAUGGGCCCGGUUGCCUCCGCCACAGGCUCGGCCAGACCUGCUCCCGGGCUUCCCGGUCCAGGUUCGGGCCAUACCAGACCCAGCUCCGGUCCCACCGCGCCCACGUCAGCGCUUUCCAAACCUCCGUCUCUGCCUCGGUACCAAUCCAGCCUGGAAGCAGCGCGAGAGGCUUUGGCGGAAUGCCAUAGGGACGUUCUAGGGAAGCGGAAAGAGGCAGCGGCGGUGGAGGAGGAGCGAGCGCGGAAGAAAUGGCAGGUGCAGGAGCUAGAAGCGGUUGCUGCGUCGCGAUUGGCCGACGCGGAACGUAUGGAGAGAGAAGCGGCGGAGGCGAGGAAAGAGGUCGAGAACAAACAGCAGCAGCAGGCUCAGCAGCAACAGCAGCAGCAGCAGCAGCGACAGCACCAGCAGCAACAGCAACAGCAGCAGCAGCAGCAGCAGCUGCACCAGAUGCAGCAACAGCAGCAGCAGCAGCAGCAGCAUCAGAUGCAGCAGCAGCAGCAGCAGCAGCAGCAGCAGCAGCAGCAGCAGCAGCAGCAGCAGCAGCAGCAGCAGCAGCAGCAGCAGCAGCAGCAGCAGCAGCAGCAGCAGCAGCAGCAGCAGCAGCAGCAGCAGCAGCAGCAGCAGCAGCAACAACAACAGCAACUCCAUAAUCAGUUUCAACAGCAACAGCUACAACAGCAGCACCGGAAUCAUUUUCAGCAGCACCAUCAGCAGCAGCUGCAGCAGCAGCAGCAGCCCAAUCAGCAAAACCAGCAGCACCAGAACCAAUAUCCGCUGCAGCACCAGCAGCAACAGCGGCAGCAGCAGCAGCUGCAGCAGCAACAGGCGUGGCAAAUGCAACACGCGAUGCAGCAGCAGCAAUCGAGGAUGGGUGGUGGGCCUAGUAACGAGCCUCUUCCCAACAGCAACCAAGCGCUCACACGAGGGGCAGCACCCUACGGAGCAUCACAGAUCCCACCAGCACAGGCAACACAAGGAGCACAAGCAGUGCAAGCAGCACCGGCGUUGCAAGGAACACGAGCAGCACCCGCGUUACAGGUAGGGCAGGUAAGGCAGCGAGCGGAUGAGCAAGGAACAGCAGAGAGGGCAGCAACAGCUCAGCAACUUGCAGCUCAGCAGGUGGCUGAAGAGGUUGAAACUGAGCCUAUCUCCCCUGGGAGGCGUGGUGAAAGGGGUGUUUCAAGAGAUGGGUUCGAUGCGGUUGAGAGGGAUAAGGAGAGGCAGAAGGAAAAGGUCAAGGAUAUGGGUGAGCGGAAGGAGAAGCAUGGGCAGAAGGAUGGGAUGAAAGGUCAUGAGGAGGGUCAAAAGUCUGCUGCUGCUGCGCAAGAGGGGCGACAGGGGCAAAAGGGUGAAAAGGAGCGACAGGGGCAAAAGGGGGAAAAGGAGCGACAAGGGCAAGAGGGGCGGGAGGGGGAAAAAGGGGGACAGGGACGAGAGGAGCAAACAGGGCAAAAGGGACGAGAAGGGGGUCUGACAGAUACUGAGGUGUGGGGACUGGAGAAGGCAGAUGAAGAGAAGGCAUCUGGGGAAGGUACAGCUGGGGAAGGUACAACUGGGAAAGGAGGUGUCACUGAGAAGGAAGGUGCCUCUUCCGACAGCGAUGUGGAAGAGGUGAAAGAGGAGAGCGGUGCAGAGCGGUUGAGUGAGAGAAAACGGGUUGAGGCAGCUGUUGAAGGAACAGCUGCUAGGGAGAAGGGGGAGAAGGGAAAAGUGGAGAGGGGGGAGAGGGAGAGGGGAGGAGCUGGAGGGGAGGGAAAGGGGGAUGAGGAGAAGGAUGGGAAGAGAGAAGGGGAAGGGAAUGGGGGUUUAGCGGUCAAGAGAAAAUCGAGCGCGGAUGCUGCUACUGGUACUGCUGAUACUGAUGGUGGUUUGGAUAAGGUAAGGCCAGGAGGAGUGGGGGAGAAGGAAGGUAGGGAGGUGAAGGAAGGGGAAAAGGGAAAGGGAUGGGUGGGGAAGGAGGGAAAGGGAAGAGGAGAGUGA